AACACCCCCGGUUGGGACGGUUUGGGAUUUCAUCAGGUUACUCAGCCUGGCGCACAGUUUAAAACUGAUUAAUUAUUUUUUCCCAUUUAAUAUUUUCGGACACAAAGUAACUGAAACCACGGGAAACGAAACCACCGAUAAGGAGGGACCACUGUGUAAUACUUUUUAAGGACUUAAUUGGCUAAAGUGGAAUUCAAGUUAUUUUGAGAAUUUGUAAUGGCCCACUAUUGAUCCUGUACAUUAGCGACUUGAGAAAUUUGCUUGUUUUUAUUUAAGUUUUGCUUGUUUUUAUUUAAGUUUUGCUUGUUUUUAUUCAGAGUGUCGGUUUUUUUCAAAGUGUCGAUUUUGACGUCGCCGAGAUUCUAAAACACGCAAUAAUUACGUAACAAGUGUUCUUAUAUAUAUACGUAGCUAAAAGAAUACUUGGCAUUUGAGAUGAGAAUGAGCAUAGGCGAACAUCGCGUUUUACGAGCUGGUGAAUACGACACACUACGGCAAGCAAUGGCAUUUCCUUCGUUGUUCCCUAUCCUCCUCAUCAUCUCCCUGGUGGGCAGCGGCUUUGCGGAGGAAGUGGCUUCUCCUCAAGGCUGUGGCUCUUUCUUGUGUAACCUGGAUGCAGUGUGGGGCCAGGCAGUGACAGUGGUGGCAGGCAUAGCGGCCCUGGCCUCACUGAUCCUGGCCCUGGUGCUGUUGUGCCGCCUGCGACACAUAACAGAGCCUGAGGCACGCAGUGGGGUGGCACCACUGCUCCUGCUUCUCGCCACGGUCCUCAUGCUCUGUGCUGUCAGCUUCUCAUAUGUCAUGGAGCGGGACGACAGUGUCUGCAUUGCCCGGCACUCCCUUUGGGGGGCACUGCUUGUCCUCACAAUAGCAUACCAAGCGACUCAGGGUGUGCGACUGUUCCAAUGCUCCUGCUUCAGACCCCUGGCGGGGGUGCUGAUCGGCUUGGCUGUAAUGCAGGUUAUAGCCAUUGUGGAAUGGAUCCUGGCGAUUGCAGUGCACCCGGGCCAGCCCGUCUGCCAGUACGAGCCACUGCGUUUCAGCUUGGUCUGCAUGUACGGGCUGGUCCUGUUCAUAGCAGUGCCAUUCACCUUGAUCUGGGCCUUGGCUCGGGGGCAGCCUCAGUGGAGAUUCCGGACCUUGUGUCUGCUCCUCAUGAGCUUCACUUCGCUCGUUGUUUGGGUGUUCUAUGUGUUACUCUAUCGGUUUAAGAAAGUGAUUCCUGGCGAGUCCUCCAACUGGAAGGACCAGUUACUGGCAGAGGUGCUGAUGGCGCAGGCCUGGCUUCUGCUGCUGCUCCACAUCGCCCCUGAAGCCCAUGCCUGCCUGCGCCGAACCCCACAGCCCUCGGGUCCACAUGAUGUUCCCGAGCAGGCCCAGCCCCGCCCAAGGGGGGCCAGUUUGGAAGAGGGCAUUCCCCUGUCCCCCCAGCCCACAGUAGAGAGCCAGGGCUCUGCAUCGUACAGCAGCUCAGAUGGUUCUGGAAGUCAGUGGCCCAGCACUUCCUUCCACAUAGAGACGAGCAGCAACGCAGAGCCCAUGCCCUCCACCUCCACUGGAAUGUCUCAUAUCUGGCAUACAGAGACAUCAAGAUUCUGAGGAGGACGGCUCUGCUCUGUUGGCCAUGGAGAUAUAUUGCAAGAAUAUAAUCCUUGUCUUGAUUAAAAUAAAUGUUUAUGACCAUCUGUGUAA
Molecule: messenger RNA, 1692 nt
Organism: Brienomyrus brachyistius
Lineage: Eukaryota; Metazoa; Chordata; Actinopteri; Osteoglossiformes; Mormyridae
Product: G-protein coupled receptor family C group 5 member B-like
Exons: 4
Coding region: 436-1599 (387 amino acids)
Biological process (GO): G protein-coupled receptor signaling pathway
Cellular component (GO): signaling receptor complex; plasma membrane; intracellular membrane-bounded organelle
Molecular function (GO): G protein-coupled receptor activity; protein kinase binding; protein kinase activator activity
Source: RefSeq, a predicted model, not a curated record